Xiphias gladius (swordfish) is the source of this 4424-nucleotide messenger RNA. It is a transcript of the gene cmtr2, whose product is annotated as cap methyltransferase 2. Gene Ontology annotation, cellular component: nucleus; cytoplasm. NCBI's taxonomy places the organism in Eukaryota, Metazoa, Chordata, Actinopteri, Istiophoriformes, Xiphiidae. Gene Ontology annotation, molecular function: methyltransferase cap1 activity. Gene Ontology annotation, biological process: 7-methylguanosine mRNA capping. The record is from RefSeq and is a predicted model, not a curated record. The coding region runs from base 231 to 2531 and encodes 766 amino acids. The transcript has 4 exons.
CAAAUGGUUUUUCCCACAGACUGUGCAGGAGAUAGAUGAUCAAACUGGAUUCGUGCACACCGUAUAUCCAGUUUGGGAGAAAAACGGAAGAAUUAAGCAUUCCAUUUUGAGUUGGGGAAAUUUUCAUUUAAAAAAUUCAUUGGAUUAUCUGAAAAAUGCAUCAUCACAAAGCUGAAAACUGGACUGUUUUCCUUAGCUCAUGAACAGCUGACAAUGUUGAGGUGUGGAGGAUGAGCUCAGGCAAUGGGACCAGGAGGAAAGUCGGCAAGCCGCAGCAUUUCAACCAUAUGGUGGCAGUUGACCCUGAAACACUGGCUGAAAUUCAAGGUCUUUUUAUUAAAGUUAGAACCUAUGUGAAACCGUCCAAUGGGGACUGGUGUAUCCCCGAUCCGAAUGUUGCUCUCAGACACCCAGCGGAGGAGCAUUGCCGGCUGCAGGCCCUGAAGGUGUCGCUGAACGCUGUAAAAAACCAGCUCAGUGACAAGAAUGUCCAGGUCUGGCAUCAGCACACCAAUUCCACCAAUCGAGCCGGGAAGGUGAUCGUUGCCGUACGUUCUGCUGCCAACGCUGAGGUCUGCACUCAGGCCUGGUGCAAAUUCUACGAGAUCCUGGGAACCUAUAUUCUUCUUCCACAGGAGGCUCUUCAGAGUGGAGAGCUGAACACUGUCCACCUGUGUGAAGCUCCAGGGGCCUUUAUAGCCGCUCUGAACCACUACAUCAAAACCAGCGAAUCCACACGCUACUGUGACUGGAGUUGGGCCGCCAACACUCUCAACCCUUACCACGAGGCCAACGGGGGGAGCACGACCAUUGCAGAUGACCGGUUAAUCGCUAACACACUGCCCUGGUGGUUCUUUGGCUCAGAUAACACAGGAAACCUCAUGCUCCAGAAACACUUGCUGGAGCUUCAGGUGUUUGUUUCUAACAUGCGUAGAGUUGACAUAGUGACUGCAGAUGGUAGUUUUGACUGCCAGGAGAACCCGGAUGAGCAGGAGGCGCUGGUUGCGUCACUGCAUUACUGCGAGGUCACAGCUGCACUGCUGCUCCUGAGCCCUGGUGGCUCCUUUGUGCUGAAAAUGUUCACGUUAUAUGAGCACUCCUCCGUCUGCUUACUCUACUUGCUCAACUGCUGUUUCCAGUCUGUUAACGUCUUCAAACCCGCCACCAGCAAGGCAGGCAACUCUGAGGUUUAUGUUGUGUGUCUGAACUAUGACGGCAAGGAAGCUGUGCGGCCUUUGCUCUCAAAACUCAUUCGUAAUUAUGGGCCACAUCUGGCUGACCGAGAGGCACUUUUCCCAAAUGCACUUAUUCCAGAGUCGUUUCUGAGACAGCAUGAAGAAGUGUGCUCUUACUUCCACAUGCUGCAGGUGGAGACUAUUACAGAAAAUCUGCGACUGUUUGAAGGUAUCAGCACAGAGCAGAGGCAGCGGCUCGACCACAUCAGGGACUGUACGGCUCACGAAUACCUGCAGCGAUUCCAGGUGAGCUUCCUCCCACGGAGCCGAUGGAUCUCCCGUAACACGGUGAGUCCCGCCUGCUGCAGCGUCUCAGCGGGCCGACCUCUGGGGCAGACGAAGCAAACAGGCUCCUUUAAUGAGCGGCGGGAGCUGCAGACCCUGACCUGGAGGGAGCGUAUCAAGCGGGGUUACCAUGCCACCUGGAUACAGAGACACUGCACUGAGGCCGGUGGGACAGGCUGCGUGUUGGAAGGCCCCCUGUCCGAGUGUCACGUGGAUUCAUGGUACGUUAUCGUCGGGGCGGCACUGCCUGCACUCAGAAACUCUCCGUUCUGUGAAGGAGGCCUAUUAAACCACCUGAAUGAAGCCCUGAUAGACACAGUAGUAGACUGGACUCGUGUACCUCCCUGUGACUCUUGCCAUGUGGUUUGCACAGCCUCCAUCUUGUCCAGCGUUGCAGGUAUUUGCGUCUUCAAAGGCGACAGUGAUGGGAACAACAAGAAGAGGCAGUGUAUGGUGUUUGGCAGCCGCUCAGUGUGGGGUGCCUGUGAGAGCCAAAUUGGGGAUUUAGUCUUAACAUUUUCUGCAGAGCCUUCAUAUCCUCAAAGAGGCUGCAUCACACUGCACGAUGGGGAGCCGCUGUACCAGCAGCAGCUCUUAGGCUGUGUUGUGUUUUCCCUGCAGACCCUGAACUCGGGGGAUGCUCUGCUGCUGCCUGUGUUUUCUGCCCUCACCCGUGUCACAGCAGCUGUUGUGCUCUGCCUGCAUGUGUGUUUUCGCUCAGUGACGUUCAGGUGUCCGCCCGCCUCUGGCGUAGUCGGGACAUUGCUUGUGUGUGCUGGCUUCUGCCCUGAAGCUGCUGCUCGAAUACUCCCUUUUCUCACUGACGUCCAUGACUGCAUGAGUCAGCUGUUAAGAGGAGAGGAGGAUAAAAGUCAGUCUUCUGGCUGGGACAGACAGGUUCUGCAGUUUGUUCCCAUGGAGGAGCUGCUCACUGGGGGACUGACAGAGUUCCUGUGGACCAUGAACUCUGAAAUUAUCCAACAAAAGCUGCAUCUGCUCAUGCAGUCAUAGUGCAGGUUAUAGGGGCUGUGACUCUCAGACAUAUGCCAUUGCUUCAGGACAGGUUUCAGUAUGUUGAAGUCUAAUGAUGGUGAUCCCCAGCAGAGAUGAUCCCCAGCAGAGAUGGUCUCAACUGAAGUUUUCAAUGCUGUUUAUUUGUUAAGGAUGUUGUUUUUUUCCUCCAGUUCUUGUAAUGAAGUGUCGUAUACAGUACCAAGGGCUACUUCAUGGACUCACUGUAAUAGUGUAAAAAUUAAAAUCUCUGACUGUUUACUUUUAUUGGAUGGUGUCAUGCAGGCAAACUUUGAAAGGGCACUAAUUCUUUUAAAUUAGCAUACUUACAUGGUUUGUCUACUAGAGAGCACUGACUAGUUUAUUUUUCAACCGGUAAAAUGUCCUGUUCAAUACAUAUCCUAGUCACAAAUAUUUUUCACCAAAAUUUGAGGGAUCUUUGUUAAAGAUUUGUCAUUAUUUGAUGUUUAUCAUAAAAAAAAAAAAUUUUGCUAAUGUAUCCUUAUAAGACUACCAUUAAACAUCAAAAAUCAAUCAUCAGUAUUGGCCUAAAAAGAUUGUUGUUCGGUCUCUUUACAAAAUGCACCCUUUUUAUGAUAUGUAUCUCUCUGAAGAUGUUUUUCUUAUUUAACAGCUAAAGACAAAUAACCUGCAAAAUGGUUAGUACAUUCGUCAGGACACAUCUAUCACAUAUAGUCAGUUUUUUGGAGGCCUUACAUCAAUUGUUUAAAAGCACUCAUAAUUGUUCCAUCAUGUAUUUAUCAACAGACGCAACAAGAUAAAUUUAAAAUUCAAAUUUAAAAAUGCAGAUAAGAGCCUGACCGAUAUUGGAAUUUUGAGUUGAAUGCCUCUAUUGAUAUUUCAGAAUUAAAAAAAAUCCAAUAACAGUAUAUUGUUAUUGGUAAGCUGAAAAAUAAACUUGUCAGUGCUGUCAAAUUGUAUAAUGGUGACACUAUUUCUAAACUUCAUAUAUGCUGAUAUAUCACCAGUUAGUUCUCAGUUAGUUAGUUCAAAAGGAUCUUAGUUCUUAUUUUAGUUCUGCCAAUUGAAGUGUGCUGCGGAUACAGCAACCAACGACCUGCAGGCGAGAACAGCACUGUCUGAUGAUACAAACUGGCAGUGCAUGAAAAUGCAUGAUUGCCUUCAGAACUAGAUCAGCGGAACUCAUCCGUGCCUAAAUUUACUGAGGCUUUUGGGGAGUUUGGAUAAACAACGGUCCAACCCUCAGCACCAGACCUCCUGUCAGUCACAGCUGCUUUGUGUUGAAAUCCAUGUUAGCACAGAGCCUGGGGUUUACCCUAAAGUGCCUGUUGUCUUUAACAACACAUUAUUUCAUCCCAGGAUGUUGGGGAUUGUUUUUUAAUCUUUAAGCCAUCAUGCAGCCUGUAGCCAACUUACUGUAAAGUUUCUAUCCUAAUAUGAAAGGACAGUGUGAGUGCACUAAAAUCUUGUACACUGCAUGGUCUCUACAAUUAGGGAGCGAUUGAAAAAAAGAAACAUACAUAUAUAUACACAUUAGCUUUAAGAAAAAUAUGCUGUUUUUGUUUAUUUGUAGUUUUUUAAAAUUAUUUUGUUCUGGUUUUUAAUAUCAGUUUGAUGUUACUGAAGAGAUUAUUUUCAUACAAAAAUAACAAUUAUGCAAUUUGCACUGAUAAAUGAUAUGAAGUCAAAGUUUUCUGUUCUUUGAAGAAGCUGAAAUGUCACAACAGCUUCUAACCCUGUGAAAAUGAGGAAAUUUGCAUAUUGGUCGCUAUUGGGGCGAGCCUGGUGUCCCUACAGAAAGUCUUUGUUUGCUCAAACAUGCUUUGAAAUCACGCAAAAAAAGAUGAAUUUGCCUUCUCUGAAAUAAAGACAACAUGCUGUGGUUAAAAAAAAAAAAAAAAAGGUUUGUUU